Molecule: messenger RNA, 1186 nt
Organism: Vicia villosa (hairy vetch)
Lineage: Eukaryota; Viridiplantae; Streptophyta; Magnoliopsida; Fabales; Fabaceae
Product: protein RKD4
Exons: 3
Coding region: 142-933 (263 amino acids)
Molecular function (GO): DNA-binding transcription factor activity
Source: RefSeq, a predicted model, not a curated record
CUCACCACUUUCCUAUGUAAAUUCGUAACCCCCUCUUUCCUUUUCAUCACAACACAAAUAUACUAUAAAUACACAUUCACCUGUUUCUGUUCUCACUUCUCUCUCUCUCUCUCUCUCUCUCUCUCUCUCUCUCUCUCUGCUAUGGACUUCUACACCGAACAUGAAUUUGCUCAAGCUUCCAACUGGUAUUGCAACACUCAACCAUUACAAGACGACACUGACAAAAUCACUGAGUUUUCGCCAUUUGAGGGUUUCCCUGAGUUUGCUUGGGAAAGUGAGGUAUCAUAUCAAAGCAAUCACAUUUACAUCAACGAGUUCAAGGAUCUUGAAAACUUCAACUUCGAUUUCAACCUUCCACUCUUUCAUGAAAAUUUUGAGGUUAACAACCAAAACCCUCUCAAUGUUGUCUUUCCUGCAUUGGAACAUUGCAAUGACAAAGCUGAGAGUACUGGCGAGUGUAGUUUUGCUGAAUCUUCCGUGAAAAUGGGAAAUGGGUUUUCGAGGUUUGUGAAGAAAGAGGAGGAAUAUGUGUAUCAAGAACAGAGUCCAUCGCCAUUGCCAUUGUCAAGUAGUAGUACUAGUUUUGUUAGGAGUAAGAAGUCUUGUUUGCAAUAUGAUGAGAUUAAGAAACAUUUUGAUGUUCCUAUAACACUAGCUGCUAAGAGAUUGAACGUUGGGUUGACCGUUUUGAAGAAGAGGUGCAGAGAGCUCAAUAUCACAAGGUGGCCACACAGAAAAUUGAAGAGUUUGAUGUUACUCAUGGACAACCUUAAGGAAAUGGGAUUGGACAACGAGGUUGCUAGGUUGGAGAAGCAGAAAAAGUUGUUUGAGACAAUUCCUGGUAUGGAAUUGACUGAGGAAACCAAGAAACUGAGACAGGCUUGUUUCAAAAACUGUUACAAGAAGAGAAGAUUACUUAAAUUCCAACGUUGAACUUUGUUGUAAUGUUGGGUAGAAUGACAUGUAAAAACCCAUUACCAAUUUACCAUGUUCUUGUUUUUCAUGUUUUUUGUUUUUUUGUUACAAUUGUGAUUCCAAACGAGUAGUAGUUAGAUUAGCACUACAUGCUAUAGAUUAGGAAACUAGUUUGACUAUAGCACAUAUAUUUUGGGAAGUUUGUGAUAUAUAGUUCAAUUGCUAAGCAUGGCAUUUUCAGCAAAUUCUGAAGUGUUUCUUAUGUACAAAA